Messenger RNA from Pteronotus mesoamericanus, 666 nucleotides. It is a transcript of the gene ARGFX, whose product is annotated as arginine-fifty homeobox. Lineage: Eukaryota; Metazoa; Chordata; Mammalia; Chiroptera; Mormoopidae. The record is from RefSeq and is a predicted model, not a curated record.
AUGUCGAUUGCCUCAAGGAAGUCAAGGUGUAAAUGUGAGAUCCUGUUACACAAGACUUGGUUCAGGAACCGAGGGGUCAAACUGAGGAAGCAGCAGCAACAGCUGUCAUCAAAGCAACCAAGUCAGCUUCUUCCAGCCAAGAUUGUGCCCACCUCACCCACAAAAUCAACCAAUCCUUCCUCUUUUCCUGCAGUUUCAGAUUUCUAUAGCUUCCUUCCACUUCAGCCUGUAGGCGCUUCCAGUUUGGCACAGGAUUCUAUCAUCACUGAGAGUCCCAUAAGCAAUGACCAAAUGCAAAAUACUCAGUUGGAGAAGCUGGUGGGCUCAGUUCCUGCUCUGGACUCUGAUGCUUAUGACAUAGAGCAAAUCAUGCAACUGUACAGUUUUUCUGAUGAAGAUGAAAUGCCCAACACUUCUUUCCAUUGCCUAUAUCAGUAUCUCUCACCCACAGACCCCAGCUAGAAGAAAAAGGGUUCUUUUCUUAACAUCUUUGCUAAUGCAGCUUUGGGUCUAUCACCUUGGCAAACCUCAGCCAGUAUGGGCUCAACAAGCUGAGGCCAUUUAGCCUACAGCCUAAGAGACAGCCUAGAAUUCCAGAACCCCUCCAGUAUGGUGGACUUCGGAUUUCUCUGGUCAAAGUUCUAAUAAAUACCAGAUUGCACAGAA